Molecule: messenger RNA, 348 nt
Organism: Dovyalis caffra
Lineage: Eukaryota; Viridiplantae; Streptophyta; Magnoliopsida; Malpighiales; Salicaceae
Source: the annotation of a GenBank genome assembly
AGAGAGGUAUUGGAUACUAACAUAAAGACAUAUUCGGGAAAUUAUCAGCUUGCAAGCAAUAAUAUCAAUCUUCACCUAUUGUUGGUUCAUAUAAGGCCUAAUAACCCCCUCUCACUAAGAUUGGGGGAGAAAGAGAGGAGGAAUGGAGAGAGAGAAGAAGAGAGUGAGUACUACAAAGGAGCAAACGCCAUUAAUGAUCCAAUGAUUGAUAAGCGUAUAGGUAUAAUCCGCUCAAUUGAAAAGGGAGAGAGGAAGAUGCUUGGGAAAGAGGCUCAAGGGAUAGAGAGGGAAGGAGAUAGAGGGAUAGAGAGAAUACUUCCAUAUGGGAAGGAUGACUCAUCUUCUUGA